AUGCUCUCGCCCUGGCUUCAAUUGGGUGCAGUGAACAAGCUGAAAAAGGGCUUCAAUCCAACCUUCAAAAUCCAGGGCAAGCCGUACCGCCGACUAGGAAAUCUUCUUCCCACUGCUGGAACUGAACCAAAGUUUGCACGGACUUUUUUUCCUGACUCUGCCACAGAACUUCAGGAUAGGCUGAGACUGUCACAUAUUUUACGGUCAGACAUUUUGAAUGAACUUCAACCUGAGAGAGAAGGUGAGACUGCUGAUUUCUCCAACAAUCUACUGAACAUUGGUGAUGGCAAACACAACGUAUGCAAGCAAAUCGGGGAGUUUGCGAUAAAACUGCCAGAUGACAUCACACUAAAGAGUGAACGAGUGUUGAUAAAUUUUGUCUUCGGUAACUUGCAGUCUAACACAAAUCCUGACUGGCUGGCUUUCCGCUGCAUCAUCUGUCCCACCAACACAGAAGUAGACAGAAUUAACAACCCGAUCAUGCAGUCCUUUUCCGGAGAAGAAAAAGUCUGCAGGAGCAGUGAUUCGAUGGACGAAAAUGAACACCAAUACCAGAUCGAAUUUAUCAAUUCUCUAUGUCCGUCAGGUAUGCCACCUCACAAACUGACAUUGCGGAAAGACAGCAUGGUCAUGUUGUUGAGAAAUCUGGAUCCUGCAAACGGCCACUGCAACGGGACUCGAUAUGUGGUUCAAAACCUUCAGCAACAUGUCAUUGAUGCUGUCGUUGCUUGCGGUCCAUAUGCAGGAAAGAGACUUUUCAUCCCAAGGAUUCCCCUCAUGCCUUCAGACAACAUAAUAAUAUUUCCCUUCCAUAUGCGACGGACACAAUUUCGGUUAGACAUGCUUUCAUUUUGCAAUGACUAUCACCUAAGCUCAGGACAGACUUUGAAAAGGAUAGGGGUUUCUUUACAGGGCGAUUUUUUCCCAUGGACAAUUAUAUUUCGCAAUGAGUCGUGUUUGGUCCAGGGAAUCUAUUAG
Messenger RNA from Aplysia californica (California sea hare), 978 nucleotides. RefSeq lists its product as uncharacterized. NCBI's taxonomy places the organism in Eukaryota, Metazoa, Mollusca, Gastropoda, Aplysiida, Aplysiidae. The record is from RefSeq and is a predicted model, not a curated record. The coding region runs from base 1 to 978 and encodes 325 amino acids. The transcript is spliced from 2 exons.